This is a messenger RNA of Vigna angularis (adzuki bean), 809 nucleotides long. Its product is annotated as mediator of RNA polymerase II transcription subunit 15a. Gene Ontology annotation, biological process: regulation of DNA-templated transcription. Lineage: Eukaryota; Viridiplantae; Streptophyta; Magnoliopsida; Fabales; Fabaceae. Gene Ontology annotation, molecular function: chromatin DNA binding; transcription coactivator activity. The coding region runs from base 154 to 636 and encodes 160 amino acids. The transcript has 6 exons. The record is from RefSeq and is a predicted model, not a curated record.
UUUGAAAACUUUAUAAAUAAUAAUAAUAUUUUGAAAUGGUUUUUCCCUAGCUCACCAGUUACAGUCGAAGCUCACCAGUUACGCAAUCUGUAACACUGCUCCUACGCCCGAAUCGUACGAAAAUCGCCACCACCAUCAGUUAAUCAAAAUUUGAUGGAUAACAAUAAUUGGAGACCUAAUCACAGCAAUGAAGCUAAUAUGGAUACCAGUAGUUGGAGAGGUGGGUUGCAGCAAGAAUCACGCCAAAGAAUUGUCAACAAAAUAAUGGACACGUUAAAAAGACAUAUUCCUGUUUCUGGUCAAGAGGGAUUGCAUGAACUUCAGAAGAUUGCUCAAAGGUUUGAAGAGAAGAUGUUUACUGCUGCAACAAGCCAGUCUGAUUAUCUACGAAAAAUAUCUUUGAAGAUGCUUACCAUGGAGACUAAAUCCCAGGGCAGCAUGGCCAAUGCUCCAAAUCAAGGACCAGUACGAGUCUUAGAUGUGCAAACUAAGACGUUGCGAGGGAAGGACAUUCGCACAGUGAAGGUGCUAUGGGAUGAAACUACUCAGAAAAUGACUUGGGAACUAGAGGAGGUUAUGAAGAAGGAGUAUCCUUGUCUUUUUGAUGAUGUUGCAGAUGGUGCUGAGGCAGGGUAGAUUCGAGACGGGGGACAAACUUAAGAUUUUUAUUUAAAGUCAUUGCAUUUGAAUUUUAAAACAAUGUAUUUGAAGUUAUUUUAUUUUGUUUGGUUAUUUCCAUUAGAUAAGGGUUUUUGGAACAAUCAUGUUUUGAAUAAAUUAUAUUAUAUAUUUAAGUUUUUAAAUUUUCA